AUGACCAUGGGCAAGAUCAUCUUCUAUGAGGACAAGAACUUCCAGGGACGUUCUUACGAGACCAGCAAUGACUGCCCUGAGCUGACUUCCCACCUGAGCAGGUGCAACUCCUGCAGGGUUGAGAGCGGCUGCUUCAUGGUCUAUGAGCGGCCCAACUUCAUGGGACACCAGAUGCUGGUCAGAAGAGGAGAGUACCCCGACAACCAGCAUCUAAUGGGCAUGACCCAGAGUGACUGCAUCAGGUCCAGCCAUAUGAUCCCCAUGCACAGAGGCUCCUACAGAAUGAAGAUCUACGAGAAGGAGAACUUUGGAGGUCAGAACAUGGAGCUGAUGGACGACUGUGACUCCAUCCAGGAUCGUUACCACAUGUCCGAUUGCCAGUCUGCCCAGGUUAUGGAUGGCCACUGGCUGAUGUUUGAGCAGCCCCACUUCAGAGGCAGAAUGAUGUACAUGAGGCCCGGAGAGUACAGGAGCUUUAGGGAUAUGGGCGUGGGUGCCAAGGGCAUGAGGUUCAUGAGCAUGAGGCGUAUCACUGACAUGUGCUAA
This is a messenger RNA of Coregonus clupeaformis (lake whitefish), 546 nucleotides long. Its product is annotated as gamma-crystallin M3-like. Gene Ontology annotation, molecular function: structural constituent of eye lens. Gene Ontology annotation, biological process: lens development in camera-type eye; visual perception. The transcript is spliced from 3 exons. The coding region runs from base 1 to 546 and encodes 181 amino acids. NCBI's taxonomy places the organism in Eukaryota, Metazoa, Chordata, Actinopteri, Salmoniformes, Salmonidae. The record is from RefSeq and is a predicted model, not a curated record.